AUGAAAUAAGGAUAGGUCAUAAGGAAAUUUGAGAGUAUAAUUGUAUCAAGAAAAUAGGUUUCGGCUUUAGUUCUUUAAAUCCUUCUGACCCUAAUGCUGAGAAAGAAUUGGUGUUACAUAUUUCAAAUCAAGUUUAAAAGGGAAAUGAUUUUAAAAUAAAAAUGUAUAGUUGAAUGAAGAUUUCAAUUUUGAAAUAGAAAAUCCACAAAACAACUAAGUUAGAUCUAGCAGAUUUUAGAUUACUUUAUAAAAAUCAAGAGCUCUCUAAAAAAUGAAGAUUUAGAAGUAAGAAAUAAAAUGAAUAACAUUAAAGGAUUAUGGAAUCCAGAAUCAUGUAACUCUAAAAUUAUUGGCUCGAAAGUAGGGAUAAUAGUUGUAUUUUAUCAACAGUAUUCACAAUAUAUUGGAAGAAUCAAAAAAAACUUAAGAGCAAUUUUAAAAUGCUAAAUGGGCAGUUGAAGGAGCAUUUAUGAAAUGA
Messenger RNA from Paramecium primaurelia, 478 nucleotides. NCBI's taxonomy places the organism in Eukaryota, Ciliophora, Oligohymenophorea, Peniculida, Parameciidae. The record is from the annotation of a GenBank genome assembly.